This is a messenger RNA of Leishmania mexicana MHOM/GT/2001/U1103, 891 nucleotides long. Its product is annotated as putative cytochrome c oxidase assembly factor. NCBI's taxonomy places the organism in Eukaryota, Euglenozoa, Kinetoplastea, Trypanosomatida, Trypanosomatidae. Gene Ontology annotation, molecular function: copper chaperone activity; copper ion binding. Gene Ontology annotation, biological process: mitochondrial respiratory chain complex IV assembly; intracellular copper ion homeostasis. Bases 1 to 891 code for a protein of 296 amino acids. Gene Ontology annotation, cellular component: mitochondrial inner membrane. The transcript has a single exon. The record is from RefSeq and is a predicted model, not a curated record.
AUGAUGGAGUUGUGCCGCUCCGGCGCUCUACUGCGCCUCCGAUCCCAUUUUGGUGCCGUGCGACGCAACUUCCCGAUGGGUUCGGCCGCCACCGACGCUGCCGCCCUUGUGAGCACUGCGAUAACGCCGCUUACGUGCAGCCGCCGCGCUUUCCGCGAGCAGGGCGCAGCCAACCCAAACAACCCCGACGCGACCGAGGCGGCGGAGCUCGAGAAAGACUGGCAGGCGUUGAAGAAGUACGGCAUGAUCGGAGGGUUUGCUCUUCUCUGCAUCGCGACGCUGUGGUACGGAAGCCGCCAAGCCAAGCAGCGCUACUUCGGCGCGGAGGGCAGCGCGCGGGUCAGCGUCGAGACGCGCGGCCGCCCUGCGCUCGGUGGGCCGUUUGUGCUGGUGAACACGAAGGGUGAACCAGUUUCGCAGGCGGAAUUCCUCGGCUCGUGGGCCUUCUUCUACUUCGGCUUCACGCACUGCCCGGAGAUCUGCCCAGUCGAGCUGAACCGCAUGUCGCACGUCGUCGACGCUGUCCGCGCCGGCCGCCCGCAGGAGCGCAUUGCACCGCUGUUUGUCUCGUGCGACCCGCGCCGUGACUCGCUCGAGGCCAUUGACGAGUACCUCUCCGUGUUCCACCCCGACUUCAUUGGGCUCGUUGGCACGCCGAAGCAGGUGAACGACGCGUGCCGCUCGUACCGCAUCUACUACUCCAUCCCCGCCGAGGAGGACGCCGAGCAGGAGGACUACCUGAUCGAUCACAGCAUUGCCAUCUUCCUCUUCGACCCACAGGGCCGUUUCGUCGACUUCUUCGGAAACCGCUACGACGAGCGUGAGAUUACGGAGAAGGUGCUGCACUACAUGUCCGAGUACGCCAAGGAUCCGACAUGGACUAACUGGUAG